This is a messenger RNA of Heteronotia binoei (common prickly gecko), 2130 nucleotides long. RefSeq names its product transcription elongation factor A3 (gene TCEA3). The record is from RefSeq and is a predicted model, not a curated record. The coding region runs from base 173 to 1219 and encodes 348 amino acids. Gene Ontology annotation, cellular component: nucleus. Gene Ontology annotation, biological process: DNA-templated transcription; transcription elongation by RNA polymerase II. The transcript has 11 exons. Lineage: Eukaryota; Metazoa; Chordata; Lepidosauria; Squamata; Gekkonidae. Gene Ontology annotation, molecular function: nucleic acid binding; zinc ion binding.
UAUUUUGACUGCAUGGCAGUCUUUCAGAAGUGCUCUGGUUGCCACUCCCCUUUUCUGCUUUCUCUUCUGUUUUUUUUUCGCAUUACCUCCCUUCUAUGAGCUGGUCUCUGUUUAAGAUCUUCUGGACGUGGAUUUGGGGCGAGUGGAAUACCUUUGCAAAGCAGUUGGAGCCAUGGGGCAGGCGGAGGAGCUGCUCAGAAUGGGGAGAAAGUUAGGGAAGAUGGUCUCUCAGAAGAACACGGAAGGAGCCCUUGACCUGUUGAAAAAACUGAAUAACUACACAAUGACCAUCCAGCUGCUACAGACCUCCAGGAUUGGCGUGGCUGUCAACACAGUCCGGAAGCACUGCUCCAAUGAGGAGGUGGUGGCUUUGGCAAAAAUACUCAUCAAGAACUGGAAAAAGUUAUUGGAGUCAUCUGGCACCCAGAAGAGUAAGAAGGAGAAAGAAAAAGGUAAAAGACUCAACAUCCCUGGCUGCAAGUCUGAAGAUGACAUUUCUGUGAAACUCUCCAAAGGUUCUGAAAUACAUGAAAAAGACAGGAGACCCUCCACAUGCUCCAGCCCAGCUGCUUCUCCUACUGGAUCUUGGAAAAACUCCACAAGUGGAAAAGAGGAAAGAUCCAACAGCAAACCAAUCCCAGAUGGACCCAAGACACCCACCAGCCCCAUCUCCCCGGUGUUUGGCUCUUCUGCCACCUUUUUCCCACCCUGCUAUCUGACAGGGGACUCCGUCCGAGACAAGUGCAUCGAGAUGGUCUCUGCGGCGUUGAAAAUGGACGACGAUUACAAGGAAUUUGGAGUUAUCUGUGACAAGAUGGCAGCUGAAAUUGAAGAUCAUAUCUACCAGGAACUGAAAGGCACCGAUAUGAAAUACCGUAAUCGUGUGAGGAGCAGAAUCAGCAACCUGAAGGAUCCCAAGAACCCCAGCUUGCGCAGAAACGUGUUAAGUGGAGCCAUACCACCCAGCCUCAUCGCCAAGAUGACUGCAGAAGAAAUGGCAAGUGAUGAACUGAAGGAGCUAAGGAAUACCAUGACCCAAGAAGCCAUUCGGGAACAUCAGAUGGCAAAGACAGGUGGCACCACAACAGAUCUUUUCCAGUGUGGUAAAUGCAAGAAGAAGAAUUGCACAUAUAAUCAGGUGCAAACGCGGAGUGCUGAUGAGCCCAUGACAACAUUUGUUCUGUGCAAUGAAUGUGGGAACCGGUGGAAGUUCUGCUGAUGCGCUUUUCGUUUCUGUACAUGCCACUGGUGAUGAAGAUGCUGGCCUGUCCCCACAAAGAGAGGGGAGAAGUUUUGACUGACCACUGCAGAAAUGGAAAAUCCUGAACAAUGAAGGUGCUGGAGUUUCGACCCGUAACCAUCCAGAUUCUGACAAAUGCAAUAGGAGUGAAUUCACUAGUUAGAGACAUUGAGUUUGGGGACCGGGGAGGGGGGAAUUCAGGUAGUGGUAUGACAUGUUGAUAAGACAGUAUACCAUCUCAUGACCAUCUCAUUCAAGCACAGAUUCCAGCAACCUUAGAAUCUUUACUUUCCUAUUUUUUUUAAAAAAAAUAAUAAUAAUAGGGUUCCUAUUAUUUCAGCUUGCAAAGAUAGACUUGAAGUGCUCUGGGCAGUAUUUUAAAGAAAUCCUCAAUGCAGAGGUAGGGCUGAUCAGGAUUUGUUAAGUCUUUGCACUGUGCAAUUUCCAUGCCUUCCAAUGCUGUAUGCCACGCUGGUCACUAACUGUAGUCAAAGGAGAUCACAAAAGUUCUGAUUUUCUCGUAGCUUUUCUUGUAAAAAAAAUAUAUUUCAGAGGAGAUAUAUCUUCCACUCUUAAUGACGCAGCCCACUUUUGUGCCUCUGUUUUAUACAUAACGUGCUGUCAGAGCAUGACAUCCAUUUGAAGACUUAUUGGAGGAGUCAGUUAUUAGAUGUAAGAGAACAGAGUACGUAAUACUAUCAUCUGGUUCAAUUGUACGAUCAGUGUGUGUUCAAGGGUGACCUGGGUGUUCCCCCCCCCCCCGCCUCCAAGAAUAUCUGAAGUGUCCUUAACACCUUUUCUCAGCAGGCACCAAACUUACAGAAACAACAUGUUAAAUGAUAUGUCGCCGCUAGUAAUCCUGUACAAUAGUAAAUCCUGAAUUUUCGUGA